GUGACGUGGCAUGUUAUUAUUGGUAAAAGAACGUACCGGAGAGAGGUUGGCAGCACAUUCUCUUAUAUUGUGUAGUCUCCUUUCCAAACGCACCAUUUCUCUUCUCUUUUCUCCUUUCUCCGUUGGACUCGAUCGCUUCAAGCCAUGGCUGACGAGAUUGAGCUGAAAACUGCCCCUGCUGAUUUUCGAUUUCCUACAACAAAUCAAACUCGGCACUGUUUUACCCGGUAUAUUGAGUUUCACAGGUGCUUGGCGGCAAAGGGUGAAGAAUCUAAUGAAUGUGAGCGAUUUGCCAAAUACUACCGUUCCCUUUGCCCUGGUGAAUGGCACAAUGAAAUUUUACAAGGAAGACAAGGAAAACAACCUUGUUAGGUGUUUGACUCAACGAGCAGGACAAAGGAUUGAGAGGUGGAAUGAACAGAGGGAGAAUGGGACGUUUCCUGGUCCUCUUUGAACUUCUUCCACAAGCACCUAGGUUGAAUGUCUAUGGCAAUGUUUCUCUCUAUUUUUCGUUUAGAUCCUUUCAUCUAAUAAAAAACCACUGAGAUCUGGGAAUUCCCCUGAGCUUAUGCAACUGAGAGUAAUUAUUUUGGAUAAAUUGCACAAAUUUCUGGCGUC
Molecule: messenger RNA, 618 nt
Organism: Hevea brasiliensis (rubber tree)
Lineage: Eukaryota; Viridiplantae; Streptophyta; Magnoliopsida; Malpighiales; Euphorbiaceae
Product: cytochrome c oxidase subunit 6b-2
Exons: 5
Coding region: 145-372 (75 amino acids)
Cellular component (GO): mitochondrion; respiratory chain complex IV
Source: RefSeq, a predicted model, not a curated record